AUCUACUCCUCCUCCGGCUUCGACCUCCUUUCCCUCCUCGCCCGCGUCGUCCACCGGCCCAACCCGUCCAUCACGCUCGGCCCCGUCGACCUCACCUGCGCCUUCACCGUCGUCGACACCCGUCGCUUCGAUCAGCGCAUCAUAUAUGCCUCGCCUACCUUCCUCCAGCUCACCGGCUACCCCGAAGCCGACGUCGUCGGCAGGAACUGCCGCUUUCUCCAGGCCCCGGGAGGCAACAUCCAGCCCGCCGACGAGCGCAAGUGGACGAGCCCCGAGAGCGUGCGCACGGUGCACAAGGCCCUCGCCGCCGGCAAAGAGUGCCAGGUGUCGCUCAUCAAUUACAAAAGGGGCGGCCACGCGUUCGUCAACCUCGUCUCCCUUAUCCCCGUC
Messenger RNA from Punctularia strigosozonata HHB-11173 SS5, 390 nucleotides. RefSeq lists its product as uncharacterized. The transcript has a single exon. The record is from RefSeq and is a predicted model, not a curated record. Lineage: Eukaryota; Fungi; Basidiomycota; Agaricomycetes; Corticiales; Punctulariaceae. The annotation marks the transcript as partial. Gene Ontology annotation, cellular component: nucleus.